UAACUGCACGACGCUGCAGCCAGAAGCCCAACUGUUCACACUUUGUGAAUGGAGGAGUGCAGGAAAAUGAAACACAGACUCAUUAGUUAAAUCCUGAAACUAUGAGCUACUGUCCGGAGUGGAGUCCAGCUGCCGCGGAGCUCCGGCGGAUGGGAAGUUGCGACUCAGACCCGGAGCAGCAUCAACUUUUAUAGACUUUAAAGUCGCACCCUGCAAACCCCCCAGUUCAGAGGUGGGUCUGGACUCUGGGAUCCGGUGUCUGGAGAGCCUUGAUGUCAGACCUCUGCGCUUAUGUGUUGUCCAGGGAAUCUGGAAGAGACGAGGAGGAAAUCUCAAUCCCCUGAAGAACAGGUCUCUGCUGUUAAUCUGGCAAUGGAGCAUAAAUGAAAGGGACGCUUAUCUGGAUUAAUUGAGAGGAAAAACGGCAGGAUGCAGGAGAGGGACCUACUGAGUAUGUGCAGAAGGGCGCUGCUGCUGACAGUUUGUAUGGUGUCGCUCCUGGGACAACUGACUAGUGCGUCGUCACACCGUAGUCACAUAGUUCACGUGAAAGCAGGAACCUGCGAGGUAAUUGCCGCGCAUCGAUGCUGCAACAAGAACAAGAUCGAAGAGAGAUCCCAGACUGUCAAAUGCUCCUGCUUCCCCGGACAGGUGGCGGGAACGACGAGAGCAGCUCCAUCUUGUGUAGACGCAUCAAUAGUUGCGCAGAAGUGGUGGUGCCAAAUGCAUCCUUGCAUGGACGGAGAAGAGUGUAAAGUUCUGCCAGAUCUCAAAGGAUGGAGCUGCAGUACGGGAAACAAAGUUAAGACAACUAAGGUGACCCGAUAGUCAUGCGUUUCCAGGAGAACCGUAUUUGGAACCARACAUUUCUUUGACGAACAUUGUGGAUGUUUUGGAUACAAUAUGACUUGAGAAGAGGUGGAGAAAAAGAAGGGGGAAAAAGGACCAAGAAGGACUUUAGUUAUGGAGUCUUCAAUGAGCUAAAGAAGGGAAAAAGUACCAGGAAGCAUCUUCUGACACUACAUUGCCAAAAAAAAAAAAAACCUGAUUUUUGAUUUAACAUCAACAGUAGCUGUCUUUGAGCUCUGCCACGCACCAAAACUCUUUGUAUAAUAGUUCUAUUCUUAUGGACAGCUUAUGGACCAGAAUACUCAACCAUGGUUAUAUUUAUUGACUUUAAACCUGCAGAGAUGGAAGAGAAAAUAUUCACUCUACAAAAAAGACCAUGUGAUGUGAAACUUCUGUGUCAUACUCUUACUACAAGGAGCCAAGGGACUCUUGAUGCAGGUCCGUGUGGAAGAUCUCGUGAGAUUAUAAGCAUUUUCAUUUCUUUAAGCCUUACGAAGCAGAYAUCUUUAACGUUUCUUUUUUUUAAUUCAAAUCAGUCUGGCUUUUCUUCUUUUUAUGUUUAUUAUGAUGCUAAGUCAUUUAUUUUCAAGAACAACAAACACUUUCCAAAUAAUAAAUCCCUGAAAAAAGGGUUAAAAUAUGUGACUAAAAGUCACCAUCGGUCAACAUAGAUGAGUUUUGCCAAAAUGGUUUAAAUGGUAUCUGUUGUUUUCAAAGCCUGGUGAUUAUUCAUUCCAAAUGUCAAUAUUAUAUCAAUAAAUCUAUAUAAAUGAA
Messenger RNA from Austrofundulus limnaeus, 1623 nucleotides. It is a transcript of the gene tafa3a, whose product is annotated as TAFA chemokine like family member 3a. The record is from RefSeq and is a predicted model, not a curated record. The transcript has 5 exons. Gene Ontology annotation, molecular function: receptor ligand activity. NCBI's taxonomy places the organism in Eukaryota, Metazoa, Chordata, Actinopteri, Cyprinodontiformes, Rivulidae. Bases 430 to 828 code for a protein of 132 amino acids.